AGUUAAUUUAAUAUAGAAGGUUUCAUGCAUUCGGUCAGGAAACCUAAGCGCAUUUAGCACAUCUUGGAGAAUAAAUGAUUGGCGUGACGAGACACCGGUCAAGGAAUAAGCCUAGCGGAAUCAGCCGAUAGCAUGUCUUAACGGUCUAAACAGCCCCUAGAUUCAGCCACAAGACCUACCUCCUAGGUACCAUCUAUUAGGUAGUGAGAUUGCCGUCAUCCCUACUAUUACUUAGGUACUUCCCUAUUUCCUGCCGCACCAGUUUCCGACACCAUAAACCUAAACUAAACAUCAACGUUCGCAUCCACCAAUACGAUACGCUCAUUGACCUUCGAAUUACCGGCGUCGCUUUCGAAUAUCGCGUUUUGUGUUGUUUGUCGCAAAAUAGAAGCGGACCAUGGCCGUAGGAUUGUCUAACAGUCGCCAUGCCGCUGAUGAAGAAGCUCGUGCCGAAGUCGAUGUGCUUAACUCGCGACUAGAGAAGACAACCCAAUUAACCAAAAAGAUCCAGGCAUGUCUAGGGAGAUUGGAGGCUACCGGCAAGAGUGUGCGAGAUGUGUCAGGUCCCCUCACUGGCGAAACAAAAAAGCUUCAGGUCUUGGGGAAUAACAUCGAUGCCGUCAUCGCAGCUAUAGAGAGACUUCGCCAGCCCGCCGAUUCAAAGAAUGAUGAAGAAGCGAUUAUCCGCCAGGGACCCGAGAAGGCUGGCCUAUCCAACUACCUGAACUCCAUUAAACGGUUGAACAAGGCAUUGUCAGACAUGAAGACCUCAAAUCUGCGCGCAAACCAGCAAACCAUGACUGAUCUCCAACGUUUAAUCAAAUCUGGAAAUACCCAACUCGAGAACUCGUUUGACAAGAUGUUGCGGGCAGAGACACCCCGCUCCAUUGAACCACUGCAAUAUACGACCAAAAAUACACCGUUCCCCCUAUUAGCUCAGGAUAAGAUCUCGCGCCUGAGCUUAAUGAACUCUUAUGUAUCUGGCAACUCAUCGUCGGAGAACCCGCUAAUCAAAAUCUAUGCGGAAGUAAGAGGACAAUAUCUACAACAGACCUUAGUGAACCUGGCAUAUGCAAGCGUGAAUACGGCAAAGAAAAAGAGUCCAGACGCCAUUUACCGAGCUGGUACUAAUGGAAUUGGUAUGUACGCGCAGGCAAUGGAAGGUUUAUUCGUUGCCGAAUACGACAAUAUCUGCAACAUAUUUAUGCGACAAGACUGGGGACCAGCUUUUCAAAUGACAUGUCAAGCCCCGCUGGCUGAGUUGGCUCGAACGAUUCGAGAACUCAACAAUCACAUCAAGGCCCAUCUCAACACCGACUGUUAUCUUGCAUAUGAAGUCAUUGAGAUAAUGUCAAAUCUGUCCAACAAUAUCGAAGAGCGCACAGGCGAACUUAGAUCUACACUGGCCGCCGCAUUGAAACCAGUACGCGAGACGGGCAAGUCUUCACUUGCCGAGCUGCUUGAGGAGACGAAGCGGAGAGUGGGGGCAAUGCAAACCCUCCCCUCGGAUGGUUCGCCGGUGCCUGUCGUAUCAGAGACGAUGCAACGCUUGCAAACCAUGGUUGACUUCCUUCGGCCAAUAUCUAGCAUUAUGAUCUCGCUAGGAGACGGUGGUUGGAGAUCGGCUGCCGCCGCGAACACUAGUAUGGACGUAAUUCCUAGCCUGGCAUCGUUCGAUGUUGGCGCCGACGGGAAGGAGAUUUUUGCGCACUAUUGUACUGAUACGAUAGAUGCGCUAAUGUCGGCGCUCGAGCAGAAAGCGAGGGUAUUGCUAAAAGGAAAGUCCAUUUGGGGUGUGCUUUUAGCGAACAGUGUCACUAUCAUUGAACGCAUGAUUCGGGACUCUGACCUCAAACCACUCUUAGAAGGCAAGCUCGGCGCCUUAGAGGGCUGGCGCAAGAAAGGGAAGGCCUACUACGCCGAGGCGUGCAAAGACGUAUCGAUGCACCUAUUUGACGUAAUCCACACGAAUCGGACCCAACGGCCGCCUUCUGGCUCGUCUGAAUCAGCAUCGAUUCUUAAGGGGCUUAGCAGCAAAGACAAGGACAGUAUCAAGGCAAAGUUUCAGAUUUUCAACGCAUCUUUUGAUGAACUAGUAGCUCGGCACAAGACCUACAGUAUGGAACGGGAAGUAAGACAAAUGUUGGCCAAGGACAUGCAGCAGAUGCUUGAGCCUCUCUACAAUCGCUUCUGGGACCGGUACCACGAGAUAGACAAGGGCAAGGGCAAGUACGUCAAGUAUGAUAAAUCGUCGAUCGCCGCUGUCUUCCUGAGCCUCUAUUGAUAAAGAAUGCCGAGCCAUCUGCCGACCAGCUUAAAGCCAGCCGAGCCGUUUGAGCGUCGCGAAAUAUGCCAAACAGGCCUUACACCAGGUUGGUAUGUGGCGAUCGUCAUAUGAUUUGUUCGCGAUGCUACAGCA
This is a messenger RNA of Daldinia vernicosa, 2419 nucleotides long. Its product is annotated as Cullin repeat-like-containing domain protein. Gene Ontology annotation, cellular component: exocyst. The record is from RefSeq and is a predicted model, not a curated record. Lineage: Eukaryota; Fungi; Ascomycota; Sordariomycetes; Xylariales; Hypoxylaceae. The transcript has 2 exons. Gene Ontology annotation, molecular function: phosphatidylinositol-4,5-bisphosphate binding. Bases 398 to 2284 code for a protein of 628 amino acids. Gene Ontology annotation, biological process: exocytosis.